AUGGGGGGGGAAGGAAGGGAAGAAGUGAAUAGCGGCGCGCCGGGUGUGGAUGUGGUGGAUGUGGUGGAGGUUAUUGGGGAAACCGCUGAUCGGAGGCGAAGUACGGAGACGGAGUCGGGAGUUACAGGAUACGGAGACGCCGAAAGUAGAGGCGAGUACCGCAGUCGAGUGAAACGAGUCGAGUCGAGUCGAGUCGGGGAGUUUGGAGACGAGAGAGAAAAAGGGAGAAGGGAGAAAGGACGGUAUAUAGAACGAACUACCAGACUACCAGACUACCGGACAGACCUGGACCCGGGACGCGGUACCGGUACAUCGCUGGACUUGGUACUUUGGCCGGCUGCAGUGCGCCCCGAACGGGCGUUGCUCACCGCUGCGCGUAUCCCUCCGUCUUCGUGGAGGAUGGGAGGAUGGAGGAUUGACCGCUUCUUCGCGUUCCCGCUCUAUACCUGCGACCGGAACUAUACCACCGUCCGCUCUCUGCGUGAUGCCGUCCCUACGGCAUACUCCGUACUCGUGAUUCUGCACACCCGCACGGUUGCCUCUUCAGGACUCUCCACCGGGGCUCCGCGGCCCCGCCGAGGGCGCGGCCGAGGAAUCAUGAGCAGUCGAGUGUCCGGAGUACAUCCGGGAGAGAUGAGGUCGGUGAUGCAUGCUCCCCUUCCGCAACAAACCAGACCGACUCGACUCGAGAUCGAAUUCCGGGCGUUUUUAGAGUUCACUAGCGCAGCGCGACCACCAAUGGAGAACGAGGUGGCGCUACACCCUUAUCGCCGCACUGUGAUUGGCCCCCCGUCCCUUCCGCUUGGAGAAGCCCGAAGCGCGCCACGUGCGGAUCUCGCGCUAGUCAUCUCCGAUCCAACCAGGCCUCGUGCUUUGCCAACCCCCCCGAAUGCGGCAAUCGUCUGGAAGGUCACCUUCGGUCCUUCUCCGUUCCGUCCUUGGUAA
Penicillium cinerascens is the source of this 945-nucleotide messenger RNA. RefSeq lists its product as uncharacterized. Bases 1 to 945 code for a protein of 314 amino acids. Lineage: Eukaryota; Fungi; Ascomycota; Eurotiomycetes; Eurotiales; Aspergillaceae. The record is from RefSeq and is a predicted model, not a curated record. The transcript has 3 exons.